Molecule: messenger RNA, 693 nt
Organism: Kogia breviceps (pygmy sperm whale)
Lineage: Eukaryota; Metazoa; Chordata; Mammalia; Artiodactyla; Physeteridae
Gene: AARD
Product: alanine and arginine rich domain containing protein
Source: RefSeq, a predicted model, not a curated record
CCCGGCGUCUCCGAGAUGUCCCUGGGGGACUCCAGCCACCGCAGAGAGGGAACUUCCCGGGGGCCCCACGGCAUCCUAGUUGGCGCCGGGCUCGGGCCCUCAACCCUGCCUCCCUCACGAGGCUUCCCCGGAGGCGGCGAGAGCGUGGCCGGCCCGGAGGAGGCCCCAGCUGCCAGCCCGCUGCUGGAAGACCUCAGGCGGCGGCUGGCGCGCGCCUUCCAGCGGGCGGUGCCGCGCGGCGGCUCGAGGCUCUCGCGGGAGGAGGAGGCGGCGGAGGCGGCGCGGGAGGAGCGGAGCCGGGCGCGCGUCGAGAGCGCCCUGGCCGGGCUGCGCGCCGAGCUGCUGGAAAUGCGUUUCCAAAAUUGCCAGCUGGCCAGAACUUUGCUGGAUUUAAACAUGAAAAUGCAGCAAUUGAAAAAGUAUGAACUGGAAAUUGCAUCAGAAUUGCAAAGCUCGGAAGAUAAUGUCGUGAAUAUGGAAUGAGGAAACGCACAGAAGAAGAUCUGAACCCUAAAAAUAACAUAGACAGCUCCGAAACAGUUCUGACAGUAACAUUAUGGAUGCUUUGUGUAAGACUUUAGGGGCAAUUUUUAGGCCAAAAACUCCGAUGCCAUGGGGAAGUGACAGAAAACAUCUACAAGAGGGGGAGAGAAGAUGGUACGUUGUCAAGUUUUAAAGUUACAUAUUCGUUGU